Molecule: messenger RNA, 303 nt
Organism: Didymodactylos carnosus
Lineage: Eukaryota; Metazoa; Rotifera; Eurotatoria; Philodinida; Philodinidae
Source: the annotation of a GenBank genome assembly
AUGAUUAGUCAAUCUAUUCCGUCAUUGUUUUUAAUAGUGAUGACGGAGGGUGCUUUUGCAGCGAUAACAGGUUUGCUAGUAGCCGGUCUUGCGCAACCUCGAUUAGCUGCACUGUUUGGUUUGCUUUAUAUCGUUGGACGUGAAGUGUAUAAUCAAGGUUAUCGACGUGCAGGAAGCAAAGGACGAAGGAUUGGUGCAGGAAUUCUCGACCUUUCUUUGAUUGUAUUAUGGGGUAUGGCAUUGUAUACGUGUUUCAGUUGGGGAGGGGGUAUUAGUGGAUUCUUGAGAUUAUUCAAAUUUUAA